ACUUUCAACAACAGAAUCACUAAUAUAAAACCAUGUCUUUGUUCCUUAACAUAACAUAAUAUUGAUAGUGUUACUUUCGAGAUGGAGAAAAAUAGGAUGUGUUUGACAUUUUUGCUUAUGAUAACUGCAUUGUUGUUCUGCAUGGCUAAGGUAUCAUUUGCUGAUUCUAGUGUCCACAAUCAAGACCAAAUUACUGAUUUUGAGGUGGUAAAAGGACCCAAUAGAAGGCUUUUGUUAUUUGUUGACUGUAGAUCAAUGUGCAGUGUGAGGUGCAGUAUGCAUUCAAGGAAAAACGUUUGCAUGAGAGCUUGUGGAACAUGUUGUUUAAGAUGCAAGUGUGUUCCUCCAGGUACUUAUGGUAACAGAGAAUUGUGUGGAACGUGUUACACUGGUAUGACCACUCAUGGAAACAAGCCUAAGUGCCCUUAAUUCAACCGGGACUGGGUUUCCCUGCGGUCAGUGAUUCAUGCAUUAAGAAUAUUAGUGGCGUUUUGAUCAAGAUUAGCUUCUAUGCAUUAUAAGUAUUUGUAUUAGUUUGUGUACUUUUUGCGAUUUAUAGGUAUUAUCCUUAAUGACUUAGAUAUGUCUUUUAUGAGUUUAUGGAUUAUGUGAGAUAGUAAUGUAUUUUAUGAUGUAUUUGUGAUAAUUUUAUUUUGAUAACAAAUUAAAUUAUUUUAGAUUUUCUGAAA
Molecule: messenger RNA, 689 nt
Organism: Vicia villosa (hairy vetch)
Lineage: Eukaryota; Viridiplantae; Streptophyta; Magnoliopsida; Fabales; Fabaceae
Product: gibberellin-regulated protein 11-like
Exons: 4
Coding region: 82-429 (115 amino acids)
Source: RefSeq, a predicted model, not a curated record